AUGUCUACCACCAUGCAGACCGUCGACUCAACCAAUGGCAAAGCGCUCGAAAGCAACCAUGCCGUAUCUUUCCCUGCGCAAGUUCCCAAGGGACUACCACCGGCAGCGACGGCAAUGCCCAUUGGCGCCUUUUCCACAACGCUGACCACUCUCUCCCUGAGUCUCAUGGAAUGGAGAGGCGUCACAACCACCAACGUCUACGUAGCAAACUUCUUCUUCGUCGCAGCAAUCGGUAUGCUCAUUUCGGCGCAAUGGGAGCUUUCUGCGGGUAACGCGUUUGGCUACACUGUCUUCAGCGCUUUUGGUCUAUUCUACGGGGGUUACGCGGCUAUCUUGACUCCAGCCUUUGGAAUUGCCGACGCUUAUGGCCAGGACACGGCGCAGUACAACAACGCACUGGGCUUCUUCAUGAUCAUGUGGGCUGUCUUUGCACUUACAUUCCUUAUUGCUUCGCUCCCUACCAAUCUUGCAUAUAUCCUCAUCUUCGUAUUUGUCGUCCUGGGCUUCCUUUUCGUCGCAGCUAGUUACUUCGCCAUAGCCGAUGGCCACGACGUAUCUUCGAUCGGCCUUAAGAAAACAGGGGGUGUCUUUUGCUUCUUGGCUGGUCUAGUUGGGUGGUACCUGACCGUUCAUCUGUUAAUCAAGGAGAGCAUUGUUGAGCUUCCUCUGGGAGACACUUCACAACAUUUUCCAAAAACGAGAAUCUUCACUUGCACGUACGUAUUCACAGCGACCGAUCACGUCAGAGAAUGCUUAAUUGACGAGCUUUCCGGGUUCCCAACUGCCGAGCACGUCAGGGGCGCUAAACUGACGAGUACAUCAACCGGGCAGCACGCGAGAUGGCGAAGCAUUUCACCAUACUAUCACGCCCUGCGGGGCUUAAGAGGUUCAUAUGAGGCAUGGAUUGUCCCUGCGACGAAUUCCGGGCAUCUUGUUAGUUUUAGAGCCACUCAAUUCUUUCAUUUUGUAUCGAGCAUUUCUCCAGAUCCAUUAGACUCGAACUUUUCAAUCAUGGCCGCCCCUGGAACCCCCACCCCAGCAAUCGAUCCCAGUGUCUACGACGAGUACAAGAAAAAAUGGUCAACCCAGCCAAACAACAGGUCUGAUUGGAUUCAGCGAGCCGAGGAGGUUGCCGCUGUUCUGGCCAAAGAUGCGGGCCUCCGUGAGAGGCAGAACAAGUCACCGCGUGCCGAAGUAGCCCUCCUCAAGCACGCUGGUUUGUUAAAGGUUCUUGGCCCCAAGAAGUACGGUGGAGGUGAGCAGCCUUGGAGCGUUGGAUACCAGAUCAUCCGAGAAGUUGCCAAGGGCGACGGAUCACUGGGGAUGCUCUUGGGUUACCACCUUCUCUGGUCAACCACUGCCAACGUGGUCGGCACUCCCGAGCAAGCAGAUCGGUUCCAAGAACUCAUCAUUUCCAACAAUUACUUUGUUGGCGGUGCCGUCAACCCACGCGACAAUGAUCUCAAGAUCACAUCAGAUGGUGACGGUCUUGUCUUUGAAGGCUUCAAGUUCUUCAACACGGGAGGCGUAGUCUCAGACCUGACGGUUUUGGAGGGAUCGUACAACGGCACCGAUGACCACAUCUUUGCCAUUGUGAAGACAGACCAACCGGGAAUUCAGUUCUCGUACGACUGGGACAAUGUCGGUCUUCGGUUGACUGAGUCUGGCAGCGUCCGGAUCAACAAGGUCACCGUACCGUGGGCAGACGCCUUGGGCUGGGAUGCGGUGCAGAGGAAGCCUGAGCCGUCGAUCCUCGGAAUACCCUUUGCAACGCUACUUCUUCCCACCAUUCAGCUAGUCUUUAGCAACUUCUAUCUCGGCAUUGCAUGGGGCGCCUUGAACGAGGGCGCUACGUACACCAACAAGUCGACGCGAGCCUGGCCGUACGGCGGUGAUAACAAGGAGAAACCUCAAGAGGAGUUCUAUAUCCUUUCAACGUACGGCAACUUCCUGGCACAUCUUCGUGCCGCAACUGCACUGGCUGAUCAUGCUGGCCUGAAGGUGGAUGCCGUCUACAAGAGCUCGGGUGAUGCUACUACCAGAGCCAAGGUUACGGCCCAGGCACGAGGCGAGCUUGCCGAGUGGGUUGCCAGUGUCAAGGUAGUGGCCACCGACACCGGCCUGCGAGUGACUUCGGGCGUGUUCGAAGUGACGGGCGCAAAGGCAACGGCGACCAAGGUUGGCCUCGAUCGCUUCUGGCGAGACAUCCGUACCCAUAGCCUUCAUGAUCCUGUGGCGUACAAGAAUCGGGAGCUCGGACGUUACCACCUGCUUGGGGAAGUUCCUAUGCCGACGUGGUAUACCUAAGAGUUGAGCAUAAGUAGCCACCAAACUUCCCUUAUACAAGGCCUGGGACUGCCUCGAAGCCGGGCUGCCCUUCCUAAAGCUGACUGAAAGCUUGGCGAUUGGAGGUUUUCGAUGGUAGAGGCCAAUAAAGACCAAUACGAUCCUGUUGUUAGCACAUCCGUAUGAGCCACUGCCUUGUUCCGAGUUGGUUUCACGCCCAAAAUCUCCCAGAAACAUGACAUUAAACACACAGCAGGGAGUCAAGCGUCUCGAGCCUCCAGCCUUCCUUCACAAGUUCGAUGGAACUGAGGAGUUCGGCCAUGCUCAACGGCAAAGC
Messenger RNA from Emericellopsis atlantica, 2623 nucleotides. Its product is annotated as thermophilic desulfurizing enzyme family protein. Gene Ontology annotation, molecular function: acetate transmembrane transporter activity; oxidoreductase activity, acting on the CH-CH group of donors; flavin adenine dinucleotide binding. The transcript is spliced from 9 exons. The coding region runs from base 1 to 2307 and encodes 768 amino acids. The record is from RefSeq and is a predicted model, not a curated record. Gene Ontology annotation, cellular component: plasma membrane. NCBI's taxonomy places the organism in Eukaryota, Fungi, Ascomycota, Sordariomycetes, Hypocreales, Bionectriaceae.